This is a messenger RNA of Closterium sp. Yama58-4, 5001 nucleotides long. NCBI's taxonomy places the organism in Eukaryota, Viridiplantae, Streptophyta, Zygnematophyceae, Desmidiales, Closteriaceae. The record is from the annotation of a GenBank genome assembly.
AUGGAAGGCGGGUCCGAAAAUCCAGAAGGCACAGCAGAGCAGGACCCCUAUUUUCAAAGCCUUGACUCGUUCUCGAAAGCGGCUGAUUUCCCGGAAAUAAUUCCCGGCGGUCUUUCUGGCGGUCUUCCUGGCGGUACGCAGGUUACCGAGUUACCAACAGAUGACGUGUUCGGCACUCCCACUCUUCCUGACGACGUGAUAGGAGGUGGCGCCACGUGGACCAAUCCUCCAAUAGUUACAGCCAAUGGCGACACUGGAUAUAAUAUCUCUGACGUGGCAAAUGACGGCGGCGAAGUUAAUGUUUCUUCUGUAGCUGGUGACGGCGAAGCCGCUACCGGUGCUAAUCGUUCUGACCAAGGCAAUCCCUGGGACAUAACCGAUGGUGCAGACGCUGAUGCUGCUGACGCUGACGUGACUGACGGGACUAACGCUUCCGUUCCUGCAUCUACUCCCGCUGAUCUCGAUAUGACAGCUGAAUCGCCGAUUAACACUGUACAAGCUUCUGACCAGCGCGUUUUACAUGACGAUGCUAUAACGGGGACGACAGCCGCUGCUGAAAUCGAGCUCCCUGCAGCCGGACUGUUUAAUGAUGUUGAAGCCGAAGUGGAGGAGCAGAGCCGCGAGGAAGGGGAAGGAGAUGGAGACGGGCAAAUGGCCGCGACGAGAGAGGAGAAUAUUGGAGCGGCCAAGGGCGCUGAUGCAGACGGGACGAGGCUAACGGAGAAAGAGGCAGUCGCCGCUUCAAAGCCGGCCAGCGGAACGGCACGGGAAGAAGCACAGUCGAUUCAAGGCACGGCUCGCGAGGAGGCAGAGCCGGGAGCAGUGGCAGAGGGCAGUGGGGAAGAGGCAGGAACGACCGCGGGCGAGGCGCAAGGGCAGGGAGAAGGCGACGGGAGGGUGGCCGCAGAAGGGGGGACAUCUGUCAAAUAUGAAGAGAUCGGCGGAGAGGCGCGGCGGGAAACGACAGCAGAAGCAGAAACCGAGGCGGAUCAAGCUUCCCGAGAGGGUCAGGGCUCCGCACAGGCAGAUGGGGGGACUGUCGGCAAUGGAGAUGCUGCCGCCGCUGGUGAUGGUGAAGGUGGUGUCAGUGAUGCUGGUAAUCGAAACGCCAACCUUCCGAGCACGCCGCUUCCCACUCCGCCUGAUGCUCGCUCGCCCUCAGCUGCUCGCGUCUCGCCCGGAUCUCCUGCUGGGGCCGACGCUGACGCUGCUGCUGCCGCUACGCCUAUGGCCUUUGAUGCUCCAACAUUUGAUGAUUUAGACUUCGAAACUCCUGCGACGGACGUCAGCACACCUUCGACGACCGUCAACACUCCUGGUACAGGCAUCAGCACUCCUGCUACAGCCGUCAGCACUCCUGCUACAGCCGUCAGCACUCCUGCUGCCACCCCCUCCGCUACUCCCGCCGCUACCCCCUCCGCUACUCCUGCCACCACACCCUCCGCCACUCCCGCAGCCACUCCUGCUAUCCUCUUCGCCACUCCUGCUGCUACCACCUCCGCUACUCCUGCUGCCACCCCCACCGCCACUCCUGCAAUCCUCUUCGCCACUCCUGCUCCUGCAGCGGGCGUCACCACCCCCUUAGCCUCGCCGCUUCCUGCUGCUCCCUCUUCCACCCCUCCUGCUGCCACUCCCGCCGCCACUCCUGCUGCCACCCCCUCUGCCACUCCUGCACCUGCAGCGGACGGCGUCACUACUCCCUUAGCCUCGCCACUUCCUUCCGCUGCCACUCCCACCCCUCCUUCCGCUGCCACUCCCACCCCUCAUUCCGCUGCCACUCCCACCCCUCCUUCCGCUGCCACUCCCACCCCUCCUUCCGCUGCCACUCCCACCCCUCCUUCCGCUGCCACUCCCACCCCUCCUUCCGCUGCCUCUCCCGCCACUCCUGCAAUCCUCUUCGCCACUCCUGCAAUUUUUCGCGCCACUCCUGCACCUCCAGCGGACGGCGCCACUACUCCUUUAGCCUUGCCGCUUCCUUCCACUGCCACUCCCACUCCUCCUGCCACUGCCACUCUCAACCCUCCUGCUGCUCCCGCUCCCACCCCUCCUGCUGCUCCCGCUCCCACCCCUCCUGCUGCUCCCGCUCCCACCCCUCCUGCUGCUCCCACUCGCACCCCUUCUCCUGCUCGCACUCCUCUCCCUCCCUCUGCCGCGCUGUACCUGGGCAAACUGGUUCGGAAGAGGUUCGGCGACGUGGUGUUUCUGGGUCGGGUGUUUAAGUACGACCGGGAGGAGGGGUGGUACAAGGUUCGGUACGAGGAUGGGGACUUGGAGGAUUUGGAGGAGGGAGAGGUGGUGGCGCUGCUGGUGGGUCAAGAGGAGGAAAAGGCUGCUGCUGCGGAAGUUGAUUCAUGGAAGGUCACGUCGCUCGAAGCUAAGAGCCCUGCUGCUAGAAGCGCCACCGCAAGCCCUAUUGAAGGGCUUAUGAAGAGCCCUGCUAAGUCCCCUGCUAAGAGCCCUGCUAAGUCCCCUGCUAAGAGCCCUGCUAAGUCCCCUGCUAAGAGCCCUGCUAAGUUUCCUGCUAAGAGCCCUGCUAAGUAUCCUGCUAAGAGCCCUGCUAAGUAUCCUGCUAAGAGCCCUGCUAAGUCUCCUGCUAAGAGCCCUGCUAAGUCUCCUGCUAAGAGCCCUGCCAGAACCCCGCGCAAGGGUGCUGCUAGUACACCUCCUACCAGGGCUGCCAGAGGCGCCGCUAAGAGCCCUGCUAAGACUCCUCCUAUGUCCCCUGCCAAGAGCCCAGCCAGAACCCCUCGCAAGAGCCCUACCACGAGUGCUGCUAAGAGCCCUGCUAAGUCCCCUGCUAAGAGCCCUGUCAAGACCCCUCUGAAGAGCCCUGCUAAAAGCCCUGCUAAGAUGCCUACUAAGGGCCCUGCUAAGAGCCCUGCUAAGUUCCUUGUUAAAACCCCUGUCAAGGCCCCUCUGAAGAGCCCUGCUAAGAGCCCUGCCAAAAGCCCUGCUAGAACCCCUCUCAGGAGCGCUGCUAAGACCCCUGAACGGAGCCCUGCGAAGAGCCCGCAUCUCAGUUCUGGCAAGGUUACGCCCAGAAAGAGACAGGCUGAGGCAGCAGCAGAGGGGAGCAGUGCUGCUAAGCGACGCUCCCUUGAGAGACAGUCUGUGGGUAGUAGCAGUGUGGGGCGUAGCACUGCAAAGGCAGAUGCUGCCAAGGCUGCAAUCGGAGUAAGGUCUCCUGCGUCUGGUGGUGGGAGGGGAAGAAGAGGAAGUAGAGGGCGCGGGAGAAGAGGGGCAGGGAGGGCUCGAGGUGCAACGGAAACAGCAGCAGCAGCAGCAGCAGCAGCAGCAGCUGCUGCUGUUGUUGCUGGGGGAUCAGCGGCACAGGCACCGGUGGUGGUGGAGGAGGAGGAAGAGGACGAUGCGGUACAAGUGGUGGAAGAGGUGGGAGAAGGCAAAGAGGUGGGAGAAGGCAAAGAGGUGGGAGCAGCUGCCACAGGGACAGGUGUGCGCGGGGGUGGAAAGGGAGGGCGUGGAAGGAGAGGGCGAGGGGGAAGAGGAGCAGGGACUAGGGCACGAGGAGCAAAGAAAACACCAGAGCCAGCAGCAGCAGCAGCAGAAGUGACAGUUUUGGAGGAGGAAGAGGAGGGAGGGGAGGAAGAAGUGCAAGUGGUGGGAGAUGAGGAAGCAAUUGAGAUAGGAACGGAAGGGGAGGGGGUCCAAGAGGUGAGAAGUGGGAUUUCUGGUGGUCGCGGAGGUGGUAGGGGAGGAAGAGGAAGGAGAGGGCGAGGGGGGAAAGGAGCAGGGACUCGGGCAACGCGCGGGGCAGCAGCAGCAGCAGCAGCAGCCAAACCAGCAGCAGCAGCAGUUGAGGUAACAGCUACUGCAACAGCAGACGAGAGUGGCAAGGCAGCAGCAACAGGAGCAAGGCGGGGCAGGAAAAGGGGUGCUGGAGAGACAGGGGAGGCAGCUGGAGCGAGUAAUUGGGGAGUGGAGGAAGAGAGUGGUGCGGGCAAGAGAAGGCGUCGGGGAGGGCCUAGUGUGGUUUCUACCCCUGCCCGUGCUUUAUCAGCGGCUGCCCCUUCUGCCGCUGGUUCUGCCCCUGCUGCCCCUGCCGCCGCUGCCCGUGCUUCCCCUGCUGCCCGUGCUUCCCCUGCUGCCCGUGCUUCCCCUGUGGCCCCUACUGCCGAUUCGGAUGAAGCAAUGGAGGUUGUUGAAGUGGCGAGCACCAAGAGCACUCGAGGCAGGGCGGUGGGGCGGGCAGGGAGAGCCGCGGCAGAACCUGCAGGCAAGGAAAUUCGUGCUCGAAAGGCAGGAGCAGGGAAGGCGGGUGCCGAAAAGGCAGAUGCGGGGAAGAUGGAAGUGCCUGAGGUGGAUGUGGUGGAGGUGGAGGAGAGGGGAGAUGAGGAAGAGGAGGAGGAUGAGGGAGUGGAGGAGGUGAGGGUGAUGGAAGAGACGGUUGACCUUGCAUCAGAAGAGGAGGAGGAUGAGGAAGAGGAGGAGGAAGAAGAUGAUGAGAAGGUGGUUGAUCUUGAAAGUGAGGAAGAGGAAGAGGAAGAGGAAGAGGAAGAGGAAGAGGAGGAGGAGGAGGUAGAGGAGAAAGAGGAGCAGGGAAGGGGGCAGAGAAGGGGUAGAGGCCGAGGGGCGAAAGCGAGCGCGGUUGAGAGCGGUGAAAAACGUACAGUGCGUGGAGGGAGGAGGGCAAGAGGGGGAGUGAGUCCUGUGAAGAGAGGAGUCCACAGCGAGAAGGCACCUAGAGAAUGCGGUGAAGCGGUUCACCAUGUGACCGAUGUCAUCUGUGCCACACAUCUCCCGAAUGCUGUGCAUCGACAGCUGAGGCACCCCCACAUCCACGGUACCCUCCCCUCAGCCCCCAACCUCUACUCUAGUCCACGCCGCCCCUCCCCCACUGCUACCCUCUCCCCUUUGCUCUACUCCACGGUAAGAGUAGCAUCCAAGGUGGGGAAAUCCUUGAAAAAGGCAGUGAAGUGGUUGACCAUAUGGCCAAUGUCAUCUGUGCCACACAUCUCCCGGAUGCUGUGCAUCGACAGCUGA